Glossina fuscipes is the source of this 793-nucleotide messenger RNA. It is a transcript of the gene Mpp6, whose product is annotated as M-phase phosphoprotein 6. Lineage: Eukaryota; Metazoa; Arthropoda; Insecta; Diptera; Glossinidae. The transcript has a single exon. The record is from RefSeq and is a predicted model, not a curated record. Gene Ontology annotation, biological process: maturation of 5.8S rRNA. The coding region runs from base 192 to 692 and encodes 166 amino acids.
UGGGUUGUUAUAAUUAUAGAAUUUUGAAAGCUUGUCACGUUCUUCCACAUUAAACACGCAAAAUUUGUAUCAUUAAUGCUUAAAGCCAAAUAAAUAGCUUGAAUAGUUUGUAGCUUGGUCAAUCUCUACCUAACAAUCCAAAAAAAAAAAGAAUAGUUUGUAGUUGAAAAAGUAAAAAAUAACUUAAAAAAAUGUCAAACCAGAGCACAAGUAAGCCAAAGCUCUCUAAGGGCAUUUUGGACAUGAAGUUUAUGCAACGGACCAAAGCGAAGGUGGAUAAAGAAAUUGAAGUUGCCGAGGGACGAGCUAUGUACUCCAGUGAAUUGACCAGCAGAAUGUUAAAUACCAAUUCAAAUUUUAUAAUUGAGCCGAGUUACGUAUCUUGCGAGAACCUCAUUGAAGGCCGCUUAAGUUUUCGAGGGAUGAAUCCCGAGAUUGAAAGAGAAAUGGAAUUGGAAAAGUCCGAGAAAGAAGCAACCACUAAACGGCCCGAGCAAGAAGCAGAAGUCAGCACGAACGACAUGAUCGAAUUCUACGCUGCGGCCAGUCAUACAAUACAGAGAAAAUUCCAGAAACAUAAAAAAGUAACCAAUAACAAACGAUCUAAUAGUGAUAAUACAAUGAAUAAAAAAAAUAAAAAAUUUAAAAAACCUGAAAGUGACGAUAUUGGAGAUGAAAUUUUGGCCAAGUAAUUAAAUAUAGUUGUAAGUUAGUACUUAGUUUAUACAUAAUAAAAUCCAGUAUAUGUGUAGACGACUGCGGAAGCAGAGCGCUAACACUUGCACUCUACCAA